Molecule: messenger RNA, 801 nt
Organism: Penicillium diatomitis
Lineage: Eukaryota; Fungi; Ascomycota; Eurotiomycetes; Eurotiales; Aspergillaceae
Exons: 2
Coding region: 1-801 (266 amino acids)
Source: RefSeq, a predicted model, not a curated record
AUGAUCGGCUUGAGUCCCUCGUAUCUAGUCCUCUUCAUCUGUUGGGCCUUCGGGGUACUGCUCGAUGCAGCCAACGAUAAAGUCCGUCUCGACCCUCAAGGUCCGCUGGGGAUCACGUUGGACACUGCAACCCGCGACAAUUGGCCCCGGAUUGUGGAGGGUGCCCUGCCCACCAAAAGGAUGUUGUUCUGGAGCAGCUGGUUGAAAUUCGGCAAAACUGUCGACGAUCUCUCCGAUGGGCAGCUUUGGCAAAUUGUCCAUGAUGCGCACGCGGAAAUGAGGACCGAUGCGGCGCAAUACAAAGUUCCUGUGAGGAAUAUUCCCACGGCCAUGGUCGUGCUUGCUGUGGGCAACGAACUCAUCUUUGCGUCCUCGGCCAAGAACGCGAACAGCUUUGCUUAUAACUACGAAGAGACCAAAGUCAAGAACACCCUCCAUCUUUGCCAAAUAGCUUUCUUUGAGCAAUCCGGAGAAACUUUGGAACACAAGAAUGGUGCCAAUUGCGGCGAGGUUCUGGCAGCGCAGUUAUACUACACGAUACAUCCGGGGGAGGCCCUCUUUGGCAAAGGUGCCCGGAUUGCCGCAGUGCUCUGGAACAAAGCCGAAGGAAGGCCCAUUCAGACCGACCCCUUCUGGGGCUGCAACAAGUUUGUCGAAGUCGAAGGACUCAGACCAUUGGAUAUCGGAGACACUGCCGAGGCCUACGACUUCGAGACAAUGGGGCUGGGUAAACCAGAAAUCAACCAGAUGCAAUUAUGCGGGGCGCCCGCGAAGAAGCCCGAGUCCUCUUCCAACGCCUGA